AUGUUUGUAUUCAAGGACGGGAAGGAAAUAGGUGCGUCAUUGACACUGACCGCAGACAUGUUUGUUCUCGGCAGACAGUCCUGCUACUUAUUUGGGCGCGAUCGGACUGUUGUUGAUAUACCUACAGAGCACCCUUCAUGCUCCAAACAGCAUGCUGUGAUUCAAUUUCGGCAAGUGACCAGGCGGAAUGAAUUUGGAGAUGUCCAGCGCUUUGUGAAACCGUUCUUAAUUGACCUUGACUCGGCCAAUGGAUGCUGCGUCAAUGGAGAGGAUGUCCCUCCAUCACGAUACUAUGAGCUUCGAUCUGGAGACACUUGCCAGUUCGGCGCCAGUGCACGCGAGUACGUGUUACUCGAUGAAUCCGCGGCGACGUAG
Molecule: messenger RNA, 375 nt
Organism: Malassezia sympodialis ATCC 42132
Lineage: Eukaryota; Fungi; Basidiomycota; Malasseziomycetes; Malasseziales; Malasseziaceae
Gene: PML1
Exons: 2
Coding region: 1-375 (124 amino acids)
Molecular function (GO): protein binding
Source: RefSeq, a predicted model, not a curated record